AUGUUGAAACAAAUCGGAAAUCGAGUUAGCGGUGUAACGCCGGUGAACCUGUGGCGGUGGCGGCAGCUAUAUCAUUACAAUGAUCAUCGGAAUGUUGGUGAGGGUGUUGCCGGAGCUCCGGUUUGUGAGGAUAUGAUGAAACCUCAAAUCAAAAUCGAUGAUGAGAUGAGGAAAUGGAUGGAAGAUUAUUUUAAGGGUGGUAUUCCAUGUAUAAGUCUUGUCGCAUAUCAGCCUAAUGCGAAGAUGAUAGUGGAUGAAAAGACGGGGAAAAUCGUAAAUAUAGUUGGUUUAGAGACUAAUGUUGCUUACUCCUACUUCGUUAGAGAAGAUAGGAAACCAUUUUUCCAUCGUCCACCUGUUCGAUUGCAGUAUGGCAGGAUGCUUGCUGACGAUGCAAUUACGGCUGCUCUGAAGGAUCAUGAAGCGAAGAAGACGAAAUUCAGUGACCAUUCACAGAAUGCAGUUGAUGCUUAA
Messenger RNA from Solanum verrucosum, 474 nucleotides. RefSeq names its product iron-sulfur cluster assembly protein 1-like. Bases 1 to 474 code for a protein of 157 amino acids. The transcript has 2 exons. Gene Ontology annotation, molecular function: 2 iron, 2 sulfur cluster binding; ferrous iron binding. The record is from RefSeq and is a predicted model, not a curated record. Gene Ontology annotation, biological process: iron-sulfur cluster assembly; intracellular iron ion homeostasis. Gene Ontology annotation, cellular component: cytoplasm; mitochondrial matrix. NCBI's taxonomy places the organism in Eukaryota, Viridiplantae, Streptophyta, Magnoliopsida, Solanales, Solanaceae.